AUGGAUUUUUGGUCUCGAAUUAUAGGCGGCUCUCGGUCGUUGUCAACGAAGAGCCCUCGAGCAGCCUCCCCCACGGAGCGAUUGACAGCGUUUAAACGCACGUGUAACACACUACAACAAAUAUGGCGCUCCAGCAACUCCGCAACCGGGGAACAAGCGGCCACGGUACACGCGCGCAACUGCAUCGAACGCCUAAACUCUGUCCUAAGUGAUGAAUCUCGGGGUCCCGCACCGCAUCCUUGUCUCGCAUAUGCCGCGUCGUCUCAGAUCUUUGUCACCGUUACGAAACUCGCGCUCUCCUCCUACGAUGAGGGGAUGCUUCGCUCCGCAACGAUCUUCUUCAACACGCUGAUUGAUUCGGAGGUGGACGGCGUUGUCGAUAAUCGGCUUUUUGCGCGUGCAUUGGUAGAUCUGGUCCGCCGUGCGGACAAACAGUCGGAAGAUAUUGAGGGGCGGCUCGUCGAGCUGCUGUUCGGCGUAUCGAACAACAUCCGACUCCAGCCAACGAUUCUCCCUGCUUGGUUUGCUCCUCGGUCGGAUGACCAGGAUAGUGAGGUGUCCAGUGCGAACGGCGUUGAGUUUGCGGGUACAAUGAGGAAGGACGAUUUUCCGUUAUUCUAUUUGUUGGUCGAGUAUGUCCACCACGCCGGCAGGGCAGGGGACUUUGCUCGGACGGGUCUCCUAUAUCUGAUAGAGACGGCCUCGCGAUCAAAGGAUCUAGAAAGGUGGUUGAUUGAGAGUGACCUCGCGACGUUGAUGGCUACCGGGCUAGGCGCUCUCUACAGCCAGUUGGGCAGCCUAUCCUACGCCUCGGACGGAGAGUCCGAGAUUCCACACAUCAUAGCUCAUUCAGACCAUGCACAGCAAGAAACAGCGCUGCCGCCCGCGCUGGGCUUGUCGAUGGACUCAUUCAUGGCGUACCUUCUCUUCUGGCAGGAUACAAUUGACCACUGCAAAUCGGCUGAGGUUGUUGCGACUCUGUUGGACCACUUUCAAGUCUUGUUUCUGGAACAAUUACUAUACCCUUCACUCUUAGAGUCUUCUGAUGUCGAAGGUGGCUCAACAGCAGCAGUUCUCACCUAUCUAUACCGCAUUCUAGCCUCGAUUGAUCAAGAAGACUUGGUCCAUCGGAUUUUACACUUUCUACUUGCAUCUCCGUCUGAUUCAGACACACAAGUAGUGAAGAAAAACAAGAACAUGUCCGCCAGCCGGCGAAAGUCCCUUGACGUGCUCGCUGCAUUCUCGGAAGAGGCUGCAAGGCCGUCACCAUCUCUUUUUAAUCUGCGAGAUCUAGCUCUACUGGGUCUCCGAUCAUCUAACCGGCAGACGGUUCUAGCGACACUGCGGCUGCUGAGUGUGGUCCUGCAGCGUCAUCCCUCGUUUGCACGAUCUUUGAUCCGGACUAUCUCUGGCCAUCCCGCGAAGCAACGGAAUGUUGGAGCAUUGAACGCCGAGCUAGGGCAGCUGCUCGCCAUGGCCACCUCGAUCAUGAGUGAGCCUACGUUGGAUGAGUCUUUCGGAAACUACCUCAAGGAUGCCUCCUGGACACUAGAAUCGAGACUCUGUAUCAGCACGUCGGACAAGGAUUCCACGGAAAGUGAAGCCCUGGAAGUCCGUCAAGAUGAUCCGAUCAUUCGCGAGUUGUUGGACUGUCUUGAGACAUUUUUUACUAACUCUGUGAUUGUGAAUCUGGCGCUGACAGAAGUUCUUAUGAGCAUUGCAUCUUCGCAGCUCGUGGCUCUUGAUGGCUGGUUGCUUGUGGAUCCUACGAAAUACCAAUAUACCAAGCCGAACGACUCGGGCGAGGACGGAUUGCCAGAUAUCCUUGACCAGAUUAAUUCUGUUUAUGAGGAGCCUACUUGGUCUGCAGCAGACACGCCUGCUCUUACGGCCGUGUUAACCCGACUUGUUGCGCAAGUCCAGAACUGGAGGAAGACCAUUAAAGACUUUGAUAUACUGGUGGCGGCACGUCGUGAUCUUUUACAUGAUGAACAUGAGCCUGUCAGCGGCCCCGCCGAGCAAAAUCCCUUACCGUCCGGCUCGCUCGACCGGCCUUCAUCAACCACACCGAGAACCCCACAAUUGAACUCCGACCAAGCAACUCCUAGAGGCAGACGAGAUAAACAAAACUUUGCGUCUCCUCAGCGCAGCCUUGUCGGGUCUCCUCUACGGGAGCCCACUACCUUUUACUCGCCUCCUCCACGAGAUUCCUCCAUGGCCCAGUCGACCGCUGCAGAUGAACUGCGAAAACGGCUAGCGACACCGUUUCCUAUGGGUAGUCAAUCUCCGUCUGAACCAGACGGAGAUGCCGUCUCCAGCACUCUAAUACCAUCGGCUGGAACACCCGCCGGCGCAGAGGAUGAAGCCAUUAUCGAUGACGAGCAGAAGCCAGAACAGGGCUCUGCCUCCCUUGGCCAUGUCUUGACUAAUGUCGUGGUCUUGUACGAAUUUCUUCUAGAGAUCUCGGCAAUGGUACAGGCACGUGCUACGCUCUUUGAGGAAGCUGGUUUUCUCCCUGUAGGCAAUCCUGCCCAGCCGAAAGUCGAGUGA
Aspergillus calidoustus is the source of this 2550-nucleotide messenger RNA. The record is from the annotation of a GenBank genome assembly. NCBI's taxonomy places the organism in Eukaryota, Fungi, Ascomycota, Eurotiomycetes, Eurotiales, Aspergillaceae.